Triticum turgidum subsp. durum (durum wheat) is the source of this 1308-nucleotide messenger RNA. Lineage: Eukaryota; Viridiplantae; Streptophyta; Magnoliopsida; Poales; Poaceae. The record is from the annotation of a GenBank genome assembly.
AUGUGCUCCCAAGCCCCCAAAUCCCUAGACCUAGACCUCGACCUCGACCCCUCCCCAGUCCCCAGAUCCCUAGACCUCGACCCCGAAUCCCAACCCUGCCCCGGCGUGACGACGACGGCCGAGCUCCCCGACGAAGCGGAGAACCCCUGCUUGUCGCGGUUUCGCCACCGGCGACUCCUCGCCUUCCUCUCGCGCCAGCGCUACGAUGUCGCCUUCAACGGGCUGAUGCUACAGGCGAGUGAGCCCUUCUGCUUGGAGCGUCUGCAGGGGCUCGUGAGGAAGGGCCUGUGGGAGGAUGCCAUCGACUACCUUGAUGGCUUCCUGCCUGCCGGCCCCAGGAGCCUCCACGCCCACGCCUUCCGCAACUUCCUCUUGAUGCACCACUACUUGGCCAGCAUCGCCGCCGGGGAUGAGUCCGCCAUGGACAAGCUCCGGGCCCACCAUUGGAUGCAACACGUCGUUGAUGCCUGGAAAACGAAAGCGAACCACACAUUUCCUCGUGUCAUGGCCCAAGCCCUGCUCUCGUCGGAGCAGCUCCGGGCGUCCAUGGACUGGGAUGGAGUGAGGAGGGAGGCUGCGUACAUCCUCUCCAGGUUAGCUUCGAGGACCCCAGAGCUCAACAGGCCGCUCACAUUGCCGACUUGCUACACCAAGCCGCACCAAGUGCUUCCCAUUGACGUUGCCUCUGGAUUGUGCAGGCGGCGGCGCGUGAAGGAACAGCGUCCCCAUCUACAACCAGCUGCUGUUGCCAGGGCCAUCCUUUUCAGGGGGAGUCAGCGUUACACAAGAUCUCUAGCCAACUCAAGUUUCGAAUUCAUUGAGAAUGCAAAGGAAUGGUUUGCGACUAUCAUGGAUGAAAGCUUACGAGCUGGUUCAGGUAAAGCGACUUCCCUGCUCCAACAAAUUAUGAAGGAAGGUGCUCCUGUUGCUCCAGUUUCACUGAUAAGUCCUGCUAAAAGUUCUGGUACCUCGUCAUUGACAAAUGCAGAGAUAACCAAAUUAUGCAUCAAGGGACUGUAUGCACCAUUGUUACUAAUACUCGAUGGCCUCGGUGCUCCUGUUUCUUCAGUGUGCCAGACUCUGAACAUGACAAGAGACGCUGAAAACUAUGGUAUCUCAUCAGUGACAAGUCCAGGCCCAGAAAAGAGUCAAGAAGGUGCCUGCGGUGGUUUCAAUCCCAGAAAGAAUCCACGGGCAGAAUUGGCAACUAUUGAUGAAUAUUUGGAUUCAAAAAGGCAACGUACUACUGGGACUUUUGGGGAAGCAAGUAUGGUGCCGGUGAAUGAAGUUUGGGCUGAAGCUCACUAG